CUUAAACCCAAAUUCAUGCUAUUCCCAUUAUUUCAAUCGGCAAUCCAGAGUGCAUUAACUUUCCCCACCACUACGAAGUUCACCCGCCGGAGUUGAGGCGGUGUUCACUGCAAUAAACCCAACACUAUGGUGCUUCAAGAUCUCCCGGACAAAAAAUUGUCGUUUAAUCGCACCAUUAAGUACGGAGAUUUAGUAAUUGUGUAUGAAAAGCACGACGCAAUGAAAGCCGUGAUGGUUUCAGAGGACGGGGUUGUACAAAAUCGUUUCGGGGCGUUUCAGCACUCGGAUUGGACAGGAAAACCUUUCGGAUCCAAAGUAUUUGGACAUAAAGGAGGGUUUGUUUACCUGCUGGCCCCAACGCCGGAGCUGUGGACACUCGUUCUGAGCCACCGGACUCAGAUUCUGUACAUCGCUGAUAUCAGUUUCGUGAUUAUGUAUCUGGAGAUAGUUCCGGGCUGUUUGGUUCUAGAAUCGGGAACGGGUAGCGGCUCAUUGACCACUUCGCUGGCGAGAGCUGUUGCUCCCACCGGUCAUGUUUUCACAUUUGAUUUUCACGAACAGAGAGCUGCCUCUGCUAGAAUCAGUCAAUUCAGUCAUUUCAGCCAGUUUCGUCACAAUCAACCGGUUCAGUCAAUUUCAGUGUUACCAAACAGGCUCUUUGUAGUAGCCAAUUGAGCACUUUUUCAAGGGAUGAUUUUGAGAGGACAGGAAUAAGUGAGCUAGUAAAAGUUGGGGUGAGAGACAUACAAGGUGAAGGGUUCCCUGAAGAGUUCACCGGAAGGGCAGAUUCUGUCUUCCUCGACCUCCCUCAGCCAUGGACAGCCAUACCUUCAGCUGGGAAAAUGUUAAAAGAAGAUGGAAUCUUGUGCUCCUUCUCCCCAUGCAUUGAACAAGUCCAACGCUCGUCUCAAGAAAUGGAAUCUCAUUGUUUUACAGAUAUAAGAACAUUUGAAGUGCUUCUCCGGGCCUAUGAAGUUGGGAAGAAAAGCAUGGAGAACAGCCUGAACAAAGAAGAGUCCAUUGAGGAACAUACACAGAAGAGAAAGCGAGGGUCUGGAGGAGACAACUGGAGUGUGAUGGUGAGGCCUUCUAGCGAGUCAAGAGGGCAUACUGGCUACUUAACAUUUGCCAGGCUUAAAUGCGUUAACCGUCCUGUUUUUAAGGAAACCUAAAGGAUUUCAUAAUAUGAAUAGUGAUGAAUCAUUUUUGCUUCAAAAGUCAAAACAAAUCAAAUUACAAUUUAUUCCUUCUGAGCACAUCACAUGUGUUUAUGGAAACUUUGCUUCAGUGAGAUUUGCAUCUCAAUAAUUAUGUUG
Molecule: messenger RNA, 1316 nt
Organism: Cuscuta epithymum
Lineage: Eukaryota; Viridiplantae; Streptophyta; Magnoliopsida; Solanales; Convolvulaceae
Source: the annotation of a GenBank genome assembly